AUGAGUGGGAGUUAUGGUUGUGUGAGGGCUGGUGAGAAUGUAGCCAGGCCCAGGGUUGAGGUCGCACGCGUCUUUGGGUUAGCCGGCGUGUUGACAGACCCCGUACGUGGCCGGGUGCGUCCCGACCCGGCGUGUAGACAGACCCCAUACGAGGCCGGGCGCGUCCCGUCGUAUGAGGGGAGCUAUGAGCCAGGAUUGAUAGGAAAGAGCUACGUGUGGCUUGAUCCCUUAGUAGGGUACGUAGGCAGCCUGGGAUAG
Messenger RNA from Prunus armeniaca (apricot), 258 nucleotides. The record is from the annotation of a GenBank genome assembly. NCBI's taxonomy places the organism in Eukaryota, Viridiplantae, Streptophyta, Magnoliopsida, Rosales, Rosaceae.